UCAGUUGUGUAACCCUGUCGGACUUCCUGCCUUUGUUGUGCUCCGCAGUCCAGUCAGCGUGAGCACCUGUGUCUGCUGGCUAGUGGCUGUUUAUAGAUAGUUCACAUGCUCCGAGACCUUCCUAGAGUUCUUCUCAUUUCUCCACUGACACAGGGGAGCGGCAGCCAUCUUUGUUGUCUAUUUCAGAAUGCUAAGGAGUGGAAGCUGUUCACAGGUAAAGUAGAGACGAAGCAGUGGGGCUGUGGAAAGGAGUCAACAAGAGACACUCACACAUACACACACACACACACACACACACACACAGGCAGACCUCUGAAAGAUUGAUGAGGUCCUCUCAGGACCCACAAGGCCUGCUUUGGAGUCGAUAAGGCGGCUUCUAUUUCACCUCCAUUCAUCCCUCCUCCUCUUUUAAUUGGACACGCCAGGACGAGGGGUGAGGCUGCAAAGCGCCACGGCGGAUGAUGACAAAUUUAGGGCCCUUGGCGGCGAAGGACGGGAAUCAGGAGCCAUGAAAGGCCGCAAGAAGGACGCGUCGCUACGGGUGUGUAGCUCCACGUCGGAGAGCGGCGAGCCGGGCGACACCAUGUUGUUGUUAAAGUGGCGGAGUAGCAGGGGGGCAGUGAAGCCACAGAGCUGAGAGUAGCUUAAAACACAUACAGUACACACCCAGGACAAUGUGCAACAUCUCCUUCUGCAAUGUGGACAGCAAGGUGGACCAGUACUUCCAGCCGGCGCUCUACAUCAUCGUCAUCGUGCUGGGCCUCCCCACCAACUGCAUGGCGUUGUGGGCUGCCUACAUGCAGGUACGCCAACACAACGAGCUAGGCAUCUACCUGAUCAACCUGUCGGUGGCGGACCUGCUGUACAUCAGCACACUUCCUCUGUGGAUCGACUACUUCCUGCAGCGUGAUGACUGGAUUCACGGCCAAGAGAGCUGCAAGCUCUUUGGUUUCAUCUUCUACACCAACAUCUACGUCAGUAUCGCUUUCCUCUGCUGCAUCUCUCUGGACAGAUACCUGGCUGUGGCCUACCCCAUGAGGUUUGUCAAGGUGCGACGCAUCAAAACAGCCAUCUUGGUCAGCGCCACGGUCUGGAUCAUCGAGAUCGUGGCGAACUCUGCGCCGUUGUUCCACGAUGAGCUCUUCCAAGGUCGCUUCAACCACACCUUCUGCUUUGAAAAGUACCCCAUGCAGGACUGGGUGGCCGGGAUGAACCUCUACAGGACCUUCCUGGGAUUCCUGGCUCCGUGGACCGCCAUGCUGGUGGCCUACCGUGGCAUCCUGGUCGCCGUGCGUUGCAACGUGUCAACCGAGCAGCAGGAAAAAGCCAAAAUCCAACGGCUGGCGUUAAGCCUGAUUCUGAUUGUGCUGUUCUGUUUCGGGCCAUACCACGUUCUCCUCCUGGUGCGGAGCGUCAUGUUUCUGAGGAAGCCGUGUGACUGCGGCUCAGAGGAGAGCUUGUUUGCGGCCUACCAUGUCUCGCUGGCGCUCACCAGCCUCAACUGUGUCGCCGACCCCAUUCUGUACUGCUUUGUCAACGAGGGGGCCAGGCACGACGUGGGCCGCGCUCUCUCGGCUUUGCUAUCUGCGGCGUGCCACAGAGGCACCGACUCCUCGCCGUCGCAUGCCGACAUGCUCAACGGCGCUUCCGUGACCGUGGAAACUCCCUUAGCUGCAAAGAAGCAGCCGUGCGUUUACGCGGAUGGCGGAAAAACCAGCAGCUACAAGACGGAACUGGUGGCACUGAAGGAGGAAUGUCUGCAGAUGAGCAUCCUCAGGAAGUAAAGCCGUGGAAGGUGCCAGAACAAGCUUACCGAUUGCAAGAAGAGGGCUUUGGACAUUUGUCUGGUCUUGAAUCCACUUAAGCCACACCCACUCGUAUGGAGACCUUGCUUUGAAGCGUCUUGAUUGCUUGUCUGUUUUAUUUUUUCCAAGGAAAACACAAAGUCUGUAAGUUAUUUCUUAUGUUGUAAAGAAUAAAUGAUAUCUGGCACAAGAUGGCUGAAAUAGAUGCGAUGUAAGGUCCAACGUACCACAUAAAAAGGGGAACCCACGUAGGUUGAUCCCACUUCUGUCGCCAACCCGUCUACAUCCAAGCGUCCAACAUAUUAUUAAUAUUUAAAAAAUGUGCGUGUGUGUGCUAUUGUGACUUUUUCUAUAUAAUUUAGUAGAUAAACUGAAUUUGAAUUUGUAGAUACACGCUUAUCAUAAGACAGAAGUUUAUUUCUAAUGCAGUGCGCGUGACUCAUGACCAAGCACAGAAGGGUAAAUGUAAAUCACGUUUUCUGGCUACAGAAUUUAAACAUUUGCAAACGUAUUCCUCCCACCACUGUGACCAAUGUGACCCAGAAUCCUUUUUUUUUUCCACAUCAUGUGUCAUGUUGUAAUCCGAGAAAAAGUGCCAUCCACCACCACUGAAAACUGCAAACACGAUAAAAAGCAAAUCACAUUAUCACAAAUGCCCUCCCCAUUUUCAGCAUCUUCAAAUGGUCAAACACCUAACACCCCCCACGGAGAGCCACACAUAAUGGUUCCGAUCCAUUCUAGUGUGUGAAUUAUGUUGUGAGGGAAUAAAAACAUCAUGAACCCUGAGGCGUAAGGACUACUUCCUGGGAUGGUCCCCGUGGUGAUGAGCGAGCCGUGUCAAUGUAAGGUCUGUUAAUCGGACCGUUUGCACAUUCAGUAGAGGACGUCAGUGUGAUCCGCUGCAGUCAGGAUCGUUUGAAUCCGAGCUGCUUCAAAUCAUCAUCAUCACUUCUGUCGACUGUGUCUAUUUUAUGAUCAUACUGUAUGUUACAUUAAUUCCGAUACUGUCAUUUUGUCUCGUUGGCAAAGAGACUAUUCAGUAAAAUGUUCUUUGUUUCGGUUUACAACCCUCAGUAGGAAAACUUUCUCACGGUACCCAGACGGGUCGGACGCAGAACAAACAAACUGCAGCAGUAAAGAAUACGGUGGACGUGACUUUUCAUGUUUAUCUUACCCCCCGCAAUAUGGCCGCCUGCGGAGCAUGGACGCCAUGAUGGGAAGGAGAUCAAAUUACAACCAAACAAUUGUUAUCUAAUUACUGGAAUGAACUGCUGUACACAGCUUAGAUUGAGUGAACAACUUGAUAAUGUCCCAUAUCCUGUCAUUAAAGCAAAUGUGUCUCUCCACAAAGUUCAAUGUGGAAUAACACAACGUUGCUGGUGGAUGUUUAAAUAUCUUUAAAUGGGAACUUUUGGGGGAAUUUUGCCCAUCAUUACCAAUCCUUAUGUGAAACAUGAACACAUCUUUAUUUCCCUUUUCUGUGCAUUUCUGUGCUAGGUAUGCACUCUUCCGUCUGUGAAUGAUGCUGUGGCGAGCUGUUGUUAGUUACUUAGUAUCAAUGCACCAAGGAAAAAGUUUUGGUUGUGUUGUAAAUCAUCAAAAUAUGGCAAGAAACUAUUACAUGUUAUCAUCACUGUACAUGUUAAUGCAUGAUCACAUGCAUGCAUUUAUCAAAGGAUUUUUUAGAGGGUUUAGUCAAAAUAGGUGUAUACCAAUGACUUCUAUUGUAAUUGACCUGAAAACAACUUGUUUUCUCGUGUUAGAAUACACAGAAAAGGGGACAAAUAUGUGUUCAUGUUUCACACAUGGAUUGGGAAUGAUGGGCAAAAUUCCACAAAAGUACAGUUCCCCUUUAAAAGAAUAUUGAAAACAAUCUGUAUCUGAACAAAACCUGGCCCAAUGGCGCCAUCUUUUGUCUCAGAACCACCACGACACGUCCAUCAACCAGAAUAAAAAAUUGUCAUUUUAUUACAUCACUGGAUAUUUCGAUUGAAGUGAAUGAAUGAAUGAAAUUAUAAUCGUUCCCGAGAACUUGCCUCUUAAUGUUGGUUGUUCACACUGACGAAAAAACCCUCAACUGAUUUCAAUGAAAUAGCAGCCAACACCCUGUGAGGCAAGGACAAUUAUUAUUGUUAUUUAUGUAACAUUUCAUGUAUACUUAUUUUAUUGUAUGCAUUUUACUCUUAUAUUUGUUAUUUGUGUUUAUCGAGUAUUAGCUUUUUUUUACAAUUAACUUAAAUAUGUUAUGUAUGCCUUCCUCCGUGUACAGCUAUCGUUU
Messenger RNA from Doryrhamphus excisus (bluestripe pipefish), 4083 nucleotides. It is a transcript of the gene gpr4, whose product is annotated as G protein-coupled receptor 4. Gene Ontology annotation, cellular component: membrane. Lineage: Eukaryota; Metazoa; Chordata; Actinopteri; Syngnathiformes; Syngnathidae. Gene Ontology annotation, biological process: G protein-coupled receptor signaling pathway. The record is from RefSeq and is a predicted model, not a curated record. Gene Ontology annotation, molecular function: G protein-coupled receptor activity.